Xenia sp. Carnegie-2017 is the source of this 802-nucleotide messenger RNA. RefSeq names its product very low-density lipoprotein receptor-like. Bases 116 to 571 code for a protein of 151 amino acids. The transcript has 6 exons. The record is from RefSeq and is a predicted model, not a curated record. Lineage: Eukaryota; Metazoa; Cnidaria; Anthozoa; Malacalcyonacea; Xeniidae. Gene Ontology annotation, molecular function: protein binding.
GUGAGUGAUGGAAUAAAGAUUUACAACUCGAAACGUUUAUGAAAUUACAAAGAAUAAGUGCAAACAAAAUUUGGGAAAUCGUUUUUGACGUUAAACAUUGGAAAAGUUGUUUUUCAUGGCUUUCCUCAGCUUCUUCAUCGUUGCUGUAAUUCUUUUGGCAAAGUUACGCGUCGAAGGUUCAGGUACUGCUUGUGAAAUAGAAGAGUUUAGGUGCUCCGAUCAUCAAUGUACGUUUAAAGAUUGGGUUUGUGAUGGCGACAGUGACUGUGAUAAUGGACGCGACGAAGAUAAAGAAAUUUGUGCAGAAAGGAAAUUGGACUGCAAGAGUCAGAAUAAGUUUUCCUGUGGCACUCGUUGCAUUCCAUUUCAUUGGCAUUGUGAUCAUUACGAAGACUGUGAUAAUGGACAAGAUGAGAAAGGCUGCAAUUACAGUCGAUCAUGUAGCAGUGAGGAGAUACCAUGUUAUAAUAACACUGUUCCAUGUGUACGCAAGUCAUGGCUCUGCGACGGUGAGGCCGAUUGUCCAGAUGGACGAGAUGAACGGAAUUGCAGUGUUUCGUGUCCUUUGUGAAGUAUUCAUGUGAUGAUGGCUUGACAUGUAUUUCAAAAGAUUUACUUUGUAAUGGAAAUAGAGAUUGUCGUGAUGGCGCAGAUGAAAUGGAAUGCUCAAUGAAUGUGACAAAACCAUGUUCAGUUGGCCAGACCCGAUGUGCUGAAACUGAUGAAUGUGUUCCUCUGACAUAUUUAUGCGAUGGUGACAGUGAUUGCGCUGAUGGUUCAGACGAAUCACAUGAUGUUUGUG